Messenger RNA from Brassica rapa (field mustard), 648 nucleotides. RefSeq lists its product as uncharacterized. The record is from RefSeq and is a predicted model, not a curated record. NCBI's taxonomy places the organism in Eukaryota, Viridiplantae, Streptophyta, Magnoliopsida, Brassicales, Brassicaceae.
CCAAGAGAGGUUAUAAGUUUAAAAUUAGAGAUUGGCGAAACAUGUCAGUAGACCUAUACGGUGCUAAUGAAGAAAUAAGAAGAGCAUCUUUACUGUUUGGGAAUGGAGGGAUGAGUCAAGCUUCUAUCGUAUCAGGAGGAGUCUUUGGAAUCAAAGAUCAACAGAAUCAGCGAGAUGGUGGGAGAUAAUUUAAGGAUCAUGAACGAUCGUUUGUGUUUGAUUGAAAAAGACAGGAAACAGAUUAAAGAACGUGUGACAAACCUAGAGAAACUACAAAGAGUUACUUCAUAUGAAACUCCAAACAAUGAGACUGACACAACUCCAUUUCAUGAGACGGCUUCCAGACAAGGUGAAGCCAAUGCAGAUCAAGCAGAUGAACAACUUAACAAUGAGGAUACACGAGAGCCUAUGAAUGAGAUCACGAAAGAGACACCUGGUUCUCCAAUAGCUCAACAGAAUAUUGAGACUCCAGUCCUUACUCCAAUUCAGACGCAGCAGGAGACUCACGAGCUUAUGAAUGAGAUCAUUUCACCAAACAUUUCCGACACACAGCCAAAUACCCGAGCUCGCAGAAAUCUUUUAACAGAGCAAAAUAAGGUAUUACUUUCAUUAAAACCUUUAAUAAAAUACCAGCAACUAUCAAAAUGA